ACUGUUACUCGAUGUAUGAUACAUGGGCCUUGUGGUAUACUUGCACCAAAUGCUACAUGUAUGCAAAAUGAUGCCUGUUCAAAAAACUAUCCCAAGCACUUUAUUGAUAUUACUACAGAGGAUAAAAAUGGAUAUCCGUUAUAUAGACGGCGGGACAACGAGCACACUAUUCAAUUAAGAAGCUGCACAUUAAACAAUAG
Dentiscutata heterogama is the source of this 200-nucleotide messenger RNA. The record is from the annotation of a GenBank genome assembly. NCBI's taxonomy places the organism in Eukaryota, Fungi, Glomeromycota, Glomeromycetes, Diversisporales, Gigasporaceae.